AUGGAUGGGAAGGGUAGGACACACCUACCUACCUACCCAUCCACGUUCGACUUGGACCAAUUCGUAGCCUCUUCCUCUUACUCCUACUUCCUGUCCACUCCCGCCAUCUCCCCCCGCCCCCGCCCCCUUUCCCUUCCCCCGCUUGAACAAAAGCAAAAAGAUCACAGUGUGCGCAAUGUACACGGAUCCAACAGUGCAGGCGCAGAUGCACGUCUUGGGCCCGCGGACGGUGGAGCGGCCGUCGGGAUGGCGGUAUGGGCCGAUGCGGAUGGGGUCUGUGACGUUGCCGUGGUAUUAUGCUUCGCCGGAGGCGCAAUUGGUGUUGGUGGCGUGUGCAUGUUCAACGCACUCAACGGCAUCGGCGGCGCCGGCCAAUUCGAUCCCCGCGCCAGCAACGCAUCCAACACCGCCCUCUACGCCACCUUCUCCCUCGUCGGCUUCUUCGCCGGCACGGUGACCAACACGCUCGGCAUCCGGGCCUCGCUGGCCUUUGGCGGUGUGGGCUACUGCGUCUACGUCAGUGCUUUUUUGUGCUUUAGCAAGACGGAGAGUCUCGUGUAUGUGGUGUUUGCGGGCACGCUGCUGGGCUGCUGUGCCGGGGUGUUGUGGGCGGCGCAGGGGGCGAUUGUGAUGGCGUAUCCGAGGGAGGAGGAGAAGGGGAGGUAUAUUUCGGGGUUUUGGGUCGUGUUUAAUAUGGGCGCAGUGAUUGGGAGUCUGAUUGGCCUGGGCUUGAAUUUUGACAAGAAGGAGGUUGAUUUGGGCAGUAACGAUGCGAAGUUCCAAGGGGCGAUUAGCGAUGCUACAUAUGCCACUUUUCUGGUGUUAACGUUACUGGGCGCCUGUCUGGCCUGGACAUUGGUCGAUGCUCGACGGGUUGUGCGCCGCGACGGAUCCCGCAUCAUCCUCAUGAAGCAUCCGACGUGGAAAUCGGAGAUUCUGGGGUUAUGGGAGACACUGCGCAGUGAUUCCUACAUCAUCCUGCUCUUCCCUAUGUUCUUCGCCUCGAAUUGGUUCUACACCUACCAGUUCCAGGACGUUAACAAGGCGCGCUUCAACAUUCGGACACGCGCGCUUAACGGCACGCUGUACUGGCUCGCGCAGAUCCUGGGUGCGUUUGUGUCUGGCUUUGCCCUCGACUUUCCGAAUAUCAGGCGGACGAACCGGGCAAAGGUUGCAUGGCUUGCCAUGUUUGUACUGACUUUUGCCGUCUGGGGAGGUGGUUACGUGUUUCAGAAAACGUACAGUCGCGACAACAUCACUGAGCUCUACGACUGGACUUCCGAGGGCUAUGCUGGCCCCAUGUUCUUGUACAUCGCCUAUGGCUUCUACGACGCAGCAUGGCAGACGUGUGUGUACUGGUUCAUGGGCGCCAUCAGCAACAACAGUCGCAAGCUGGCCAACUUUGCAGGCUUCUACAAAGGCAUCCAAUCGGCCGGUGCGGCCGUAAUGUGGAGGUUGGACGACUACAAGAUCUCGUAUAUGAAUUUGUUUGCCUCGUGCUGGAUACUGCUGGCGGGUAGCUUGCUGAUUGCGCUUCCGGUCAUGUUGCUCAAGAUUAAGGACACGGUGCCUCCUGAGGAGGAUUUGAAGUUUACCGAUGAGGUUAUUGAGGAUGUCAUGGGACCUCGAAACUCGUAUGAGGAGCUGGACAAAGGCUCUGAGCUGAGGAGGUGGUGA
Messenger RNA from Plenodomus lingam JN3, 1677 nucleotides. RefSeq lists its product as uncharacterized. Gene Ontology annotation, biological process: transmembrane transport. Gene Ontology annotation, molecular function: transmembrane transporter activity. The record is from RefSeq and is a predicted model, not a curated record. NCBI's taxonomy places the organism in Eukaryota, Fungi, Ascomycota, Dothideomycetes, Pleosporales, Leptosphaeriaceae.